UGUAUGAAGAAGCCUGAUAGCCCUAUUACGUAACUGCCCGCUGAUCAGCUGAGAAGUUUUACCAGCUUGAAGCUCGUGCGCCUUACCACCUUCAGCCUGUGCGACCCAGUCUAUGCACAUUUCCCUCUCUCAAUUUUCGUAGCCUCUGUAUACUUAUGGGUCUAACUAUGACUUCGCCUGAGGUCUUCACAAGCAACUUAGAAGAGGCGGAGGAGCUAGCCCAGUUGUUGAGUGAGGCCAUCAGCUGUGGUGACAAAGAGGAAGCCAAGAGGUGUUCAGAGCAGCUGGCAGAGUUGUGUGUACCAGUAUCUGUCAGGAUCUCCCACAAUGCUUACUCCCAACACUCUAUUCGGUUGAAGGUGGGAGUCGGGGAUGCACAGUCAGAAAAUUAUGUUCCUGUUACUUUGUUGGUAACACUCAACAUGACCAUUUCAGAUCUUAAAGAAAAGAUCAAUACUGACUAUGGAUUUCAUCCAUCUCUGCAAAGCUGGGUGAUCGGGAAGCGUCUGGCCCAGGACUCUAACACUCUGUACAGCCAUGGGGUAAGGAAGAAUGGAGACCAGGCCUACCUGUACAUCAAGUCUGCCCAGGCUGCCAACCUCAGCCGGGAACAAGUGAACCAGGAGGAGGAGCACCGUCGGCUAGACAGUAUCAUCGAGUCAUUGAGUCCUCUACUAGCCAGAGGAGCAACUGGACCAACUCCACCUCCCAAAACUAAACACCCAGCCUCUCCUCCUCCACCACCAAAGCUUCAAGUGGGAUGGUCAUGCUCUGUGUGCACCUAUGCUAACAAGCCAACGCGACCGGGCUGUGAGAUGUGUGGGUCUGAAAGACCAGAAGAUUAUAAAGUACCUGAGGUUUACCAGCCUGAUGAGCAGGAGGUCCAGAGACUCCAGCUAGAGGAGAUGGCCAAUCUACAGUACCAGCAGGCAUUGGCGGAAGAGCGGGAGAGGAAUUUCCUGAGUCUGGUGGAAACAGACGCCCACAGCCUCGUCCCCAACACAGAGGAGCUGGACUGUCCUAUUUGCUACUGCUCCAUUCCGCCAGGGGAGGGAGCCACACUGCGGGAGUGCCUCCAUGUUUUCUGCAGGGAAUGUCUUAAAGGAACCAUCGUGAACAGCAUGGAUCCAGAGGUGGCCUGCCCUUAUGGGGACGAAGACUACAGCUGUGAUAGAAAGCUGCAGGACAGGGAGAUCAAAUCUCUUCUCUCUCAGGAGGAGCACCAGAAGUUUCUAGAGCUGAGGCUCAGUAUUGCUGAGACGCGGAGUGAGAACAGCUACCACUGCAAAACCCCAGACUGCGCUGGCUGGUGCAUCUUUGAGGAUGAAGUCAAUGAGUUUAUUUGUGAGCUCUGCAAAGAGACCAACUGCCUCCUCUGCAAGGCCAUCCACAAAGAUAUGAACUGCAAGGAGUAUCAAGAUGAUCUCCGGAUCAGAGCUGAGAACGACGUGGCUGCCAAACAGACCACACAGAUGCUGGAGUCCUUACUGCAGAACGGGGAGGCCAUGCACUGUCCUAAGUGUAAGGUCAUAGUUCAGAAGAAGGACGGUUGUGAUUGGAUCUGCUGCCUGAUGUGUAAGACGGAGAUCUGCUGGGUCACCAAGCAGGCUCGCUGGGGACCAAACGGUUCUGGGGACAACUCAGGAGGCUGUGGAUGUCGAGUCCAUGGGGCGCGUUGCCACCCUAACUGCCAGAACUGCCACUGAGGGGCCCCACUCCAUCUCAACAUGGUGCUGGAUGGGUAGUCCAUAUGGGGACACACUCCUGUGUCCUGUGAGGCCAGGAGACAAUUUUUCACUCCUCAGUAAUGGUUCAAUCCUAACCUGGACUUUGAAAAAAGAAUGCACUGAUGUCAAGGGGUGAUUUGUGUAAAAACUUUAGUUCUGCACAUGGAUCUUAAGUUAUUCGGUCCUUUGUGAAGACACUGGCUGGUCUUACUUCCAAAAAGGCACUUUAUAUUAUUUUUCUGUUGAAACUUUGAACACCAUUGGGGGUGAUUCCAGAUAUGAGAAUUAAAAAUGAUCCCUGGGCAGUGUUUAAUUGAUGGUUCAAUUGACAUUGGUAUAUCACACAUUUUAUUACCUAGUUAGAAGAUUUAUAUCAAUAUUUUGCUCUAUACAUGCAGGACAAUGUUUUAAUAUUAUGUUAGAGGCGUAUCACCACCUAUAUCUGACAGGAUACUCCAUUUAAACAAAACAAGGUUGUGAUAAAUUCAAGAUGCUUGUUGUUUUCUUUGAGAUGCAUGUUUCUGUUUUUGUUAAAUGGCAAGAGUCUUGGACACUGGAAGAAUAUUGAAUAUAGUCUUUCAUGUAGAAAAUAAAUAUCAUAAUGUCGGCUAAUUGUUUAACUUCUCAUCAGCAGUAAACUGAGACAGGUCUCCAUGAGGUGCUAGUCAUGACCUUAAAAGCAUUAACACUAGAGAUACUGUAAAACAGAUACAUAUUGUAACCUUCUAAUGGGGAUAACUAUUUACUUUCCUUUGGACUGAGCAUGUACAACUAAUGAAGGGAUAGUUAAUAUAUUAAUUGGUUCUGUUAGAUUUAAGUUAUCCAAGGCUGUAAUGAACAAUGAGAAUUCUUCUGUAGUUUGGUUUGACCACUCCUCCAGCCUUAUUGGAAGUGGUUUUAACAACACUCAGCAGAAGCCAUCCAUACUUUUGUGUCAUUGAUGACUACAACUAAACCGAUCUGUUCAGCGUAGCCAAUUUCUUGUUUUAACAUUGCAUACAGUGCAGUAUAAUGCAAGUCUUAGCUACAUUCAUUAGCUACUUCUUUGAAGGAUGAUACCAUUGCAGGGCACAAUUACUAUUUUGUUUGGCGAAUGUAAAGCAUUAUUUACUUUGGGGAAAAAGAGCACAACUUUUCUUGAUGAAUGAUCCAGAAUAAAGGGAUUUUUAACUUUUA
Messenger RNA from Coregonus clupeaformis (lake whitefish), 2903 nucleotides. RefSeq names its product RanBP-type and C3HC4-type zinc finger containing 1 (gene rbck1). NCBI's taxonomy places the organism in Eukaryota, Metazoa, Chordata, Actinopteri, Salmoniformes, Salmonidae. Gene Ontology annotation, biological process: positive regulation of canonical NF-kappaB signal transduction; proteasome-mediated ubiquitin-dependent protein catabolic process; protein linear polyubiquitination. Gene Ontology annotation, cellular component: LUBAC complex. The record is from RefSeq and is a predicted model, not a curated record. Gene Ontology annotation, molecular function: ubiquitin-protein transferase activity; ubiquitin binding. The transcript is spliced from 13 exons. Bases 156 to 1706 code for a protein of 516 amino acids.